Messenger RNA from Vanderwaltozyma polyspora DSM 70294, 822 nucleotides. RefSeq names its product Csi2p (gene CSI2). NCBI's taxonomy places the organism in Eukaryota, Fungi, Ascomycota, Saccharomycetes, Saccharomycetales, Saccharomycetaceae. Gene Ontology annotation, cellular component: fungal-type vacuole; cellular bud neck. The record is from RefSeq and is a predicted model, not a curated record. The transcript has a single exon. The coding region runs from base 1 to 822 and encodes 273 amino acids.
AUGGAUACUGUAUUGAAAAGAGGACUUCCAAAAUUGGUCACAAGUACUAGUACUAGUACUAGCACAACUAGUACCAGUAGCUCUAGUGUCAUUUCCACUAGCAAAACGACCAGUACCGUCACUGGUAGUUCAACAACUUUUACAAGCAUAUCUACUAGCAUGAUAACUAGCAGUUCUGCCAGCAGUAGUCUAAGCAGUAGUAGUACAACAAGUUACAGCCAUUCUGUAUGGAUCCCAUCAGCCACAAAUAACAAGUAUAUAAGAAUCCCUGAUAGGGUUGACGGCACUGUUUUCAUUGCAGUGGGGAGUUGUUUAGGUUUUGUAAUCGGUAUAAUUUUGAUACUUUGGAUGUUUUUAACAUUUAAAGCUUGGAGAAAUGCACGCAAAGAGAGUAAAAUACGAUUACUUGAAAACAAAUACAACCCAUACAUGGGCGAUCACUGGGGCAGCAUGGAGUCGAUUGAUUACUCGCACACACAAAAGAAACCAUUUGAUAUUGAGAGUGGAUCAUCGAUUGUAUCGAGUGAAAGUGAGAUGAUGGCUAGUUUUGUUGAAAAAGAGUAUAACUUGAGCCAUAAAAAAUCAGCAAUGUCAUUGAAUACCCUUUUCGUUUCACCAACGUCACAUAUCAUGGGGCCAACAUCUACAGUUGGCAGCACUACUACUACUAAUACUACGAAUAUAAUACCUACCAGUGUAAUAAAUCUGAAUAGCGGUGUCGGCGGUGCUGGUAUUGAAGGUAACAUCAAUAACAAGCCAUUUAGACCACCGUCAGUCCACUUGGAUGAGCUUCUAGACAAGGAGUUUGGCGAUGGAAAGUAG